GAGGAACAUGAGCCUAUGGAGUCUGAAAUGAGCGACAUGGAGAAAAGGUAUGAAAGGUGGCUGGUACAACAUGGCCGAAGGUACAAGAACAGAGAUGAAUGGCAACAGCAUUUUGGGAUUUACCAAUCCAAUGUUCAGUUCAUCAACUACAUCAAUGCUCAAAACUUCUCAUUUACACUCACUGACAACCAAUUUGCAGAUAUGACAAAUGAAGAGUAUAAAGCUCUCUACAUGGGUCUUGGAACAUCAGAGACCUCAAGGAAGAACCAAAGCAGCUUCAAACGUGAGAGAAGUGAGGUUUUGCCAAGAAGUGUGGAUUGGAGGAAAAUGGGUGCUGUAACUCCAGUCAAGAAUCAAGGGGAAUGUGGAAGUUGCUGGGCAUUCUCUACUGUGGCAGCCGUGGAAGGCAUCAACAAGAUCAGAACAGGGAAAUUGGUGUCUCUGUCCGAACAAGAGCUCUUAGACUGCGAUAUUGACAGUGGGAAUGAAGGCUGCAAUGGUGGAUACAUGGUGAACGCAUUUAAAUUCAUAAAACAAAAUGACGGCAUCACCACUGCAAGAAAUUAUCCUUACAUAGGAGAACAAGGCAUUUGUAACAAAGACAAAGCUGCAAACCAUGUGGUGAAAAUCAGUGGCUAUGAGACAGUUCCUCCCAAUAAUGAGAAGAUAUUACAAGCUGCAGUAGCUAAACAACCUGUAUCUGUCGCAAUUGAUGCUGGUGGUUAUGAAUUCCAGCUCUAUUCCAAAGGGAUCUUCAAUGGCUUUUGUGGGAAGCAACUAAACCAUGCAGUAACAGUAAUUGGCUAUGGAGAAGAUAAUGGUAAAAAAUAUUGGCUAGUGAAGAAUUCAUGGGGCACAGGUUGGGGGGAAGCUGGCUAUGCAAGGAUGAUACGCGACUCCAGAGAUGAUGAAGGCAUUUGUGGCAUUGCCAUGGAGGCCAGCUACCCCAUCAAGGCCGUAAGUCUGGUAGGUGAAGCUGGUUCCUCCUCAUAGUUAUUUAUGUAAAAUAGAAGUAAAAUAUGAAAAGGGAAUUGGAUACAGACAAGCUUAUCAUAA
Vitis riparia (riverbank grape) is the source of this 1056-nucleotide messenger RNA. Its product is annotated as zingipain-2. The transcript has 2 exons. The record is from RefSeq and is a predicted model, not a curated record. Bases 16 to 993 code for a protein of 325 amino acids. Gene Ontology annotation, molecular function: cysteine-type endopeptidase activity. NCBI's taxonomy places the organism in Eukaryota, Viridiplantae, Streptophyta, Magnoliopsida, Vitales, Vitaceae. Gene Ontology annotation, cellular component: lysosome.